Messenger RNA from Linum tenue, 2461 nucleotides. The record is from the annotation of a GenBank genome assembly. NCBI's taxonomy places the organism in Eukaryota, Viridiplantae, Streptophyta, Magnoliopsida, Malpighiales, Linaceae.
AAAUAGAAUUUACCGAAAAUUUAGGAGGAGGAAUUAGAAAUGGAGGAGAGGAAGGGACGCCGGGGGAGGUGGUGAGCAGCGGUGGAGGAGAAGGCGGCGGAGGUGGCGGUGGAGAGAGAGAGAGAGAGAGAGAAGGUGUGGAAAUGCUAAAGGAAGGUGCGACCGUUUCAAAGCGAAGUUAUCGGCGAAUCGAGUCCAAUCGGCAAUCGUCCGACAGAGAAUAGAGAGAGAAAGAGACGACGAUGACGACGGGGAUGAUCCCUCAGAGCAUUGUCGGUAUCCUUCUCCUUAUGCUGCUCCUCGUCCUCCUUCUCAUCCUCAUCGCCUGUAAGCCAUGGCGCCUCUGCUUCUCUUCUUCCUCCCGUUCUCGCUCUCUUAAGAAUGGGGGUGAGAUAGAGAGGCCUCUUGUUUCAGAUGAUGUGGAUGCCCAUAAUGGCAACAAUGAAGGUGGAAGAACCUAUGAUAUUGAGGGAGCUUGUUAUCAAAAUGACGGGCUGUUGCGUAUGCCUCGCAUGGAGGGACUUGUCCACAAACCAAGGGUUCCUUCUGCAUCUCCUCAUGUGACUCCCCAAGCAGUUGAUAGCUUGAUCUUAGAGGUAGUCCCGGAACCUGUGGAGGAUGUUACUGUUGGAAAAACCCUUAAGUACUCUCCACUUGCUGGACGCUUGCUUGAGGCGCAAAAACAUUUUCGACCAGAAAAUCAAAUUUCUAAUGUAAAUCCUGGUUCACAAAAAAAUAGGUUACCAGAAUCUUCACCCAAGGUUAUUGAUCAUCAGGGUAGCUGCCUCUCCCUUGAGGUAAUUUCUGGUCCUUCUAGUGGACAACGCUGCUCUGUGCAAUCAAUGAAUGCUUCACGGGUUUCUGUGACCCUUGGAAGAGUUUCCACUGACUUAUUGUUCAAAGACACGGAGGUAUCAGGGAAACAUGCUAUGAUCAACUGGAAUGGCUAUAAAAAGAAAUGGGAGGUUGUUGACAUGGGUAGCCUCAAUGGAACGCUUCUAAACUCUCAGCCAAUCAACCACCAUGAUCCUGAAAGUAGACAGUGGGGUAGGCCGGUUGAGCUUUCAAGCGGAGACAUAAUAACUCUUGGCACAACAUCGAACAUACAGGUCAAUGUAACAUCGAAGGCGGAAACCAGAAUGAGAAUACCCUUUGGCAUAGGCAUGGCUUCAGAUCCCAUGGCUUUGCGCCGUGGAGGAAAGAAGCUACCUAUGGAAGAUGUGUGCUAUUAUUCGUGGCCCCUUCCAGGCAUUCAUGAGUUUGGUGUUUUUGGGGUUUGUGAUGGGCAUGGUGGAGCAGUGGCCGCGAAAUCUGCCAGCAAGAUGUUGCCAGAGAAACUUGCCAAUAUUUUAUCAGACUGUGUGAUGAGGGAAAAAGUCAUAUCGCAAGGCAAUGCUGCAGAUGUUCUUAAAAUUGCAUUUUCCCAAACAGAGGCUUCCCUGACUAACUAUUAUGAGGGUUGUACAGCAACAGUGCUUCUGGUUUGGACUGACGGUGGAAAUCGUUUCUUUGCUCAAUGUGCAAAUCUUGGGGAUUCCGCUUGUGUUAUAUAUGUCGAUGGGGAGCCAAUCAAGAUGACAGAAGACCACAGAGUGGUUAGUCACUCUGAAAGACUUCGAAUGAAUGGAAUAGGAGAUCAGCAGUUAAGAGAUGGGGAAACACGUCUUUGUGGUUUGAAUCUUGCUCGAAUGCUCGGAGACAAGUAUCUGAAACAGCAAGAUGCUCGCUUCAGUUCGGAGCCUUACAUAAGUGAAGUCGUGCACAUAGAUCAGUCAAGCUCAAGUGGCAGUUUUGCAGUUUUAGCCAGCGAUGGGUUCUGGGAUGUUGUCAGUGUUAAAAAGGCUGUCCAGCUUGUCCAGCAGGCGAAUGAGAAGGAGCAUGCAGAAGGGGAGAAUCCAGCGGAGAAGAUUGCGAAUGCUCUGCUGAAUGAAGCUAGAGUACUGCGUACAAAGGAUAACACCUCCGUACUUUUCUUGGAUUUUGAUAACAAAGUUAGGUCCUUGUAAAGUUACAUCGUAAUGCAGAACUCAGUCUCGUUAGCGUAGAACAAUGUCUUUAUAUUCAUGUUUUGAGGUGUCUAUAACAGAAGUAAGAUGAACUACCAUGAUGGUGAGAACAAACACAGUGGCCGCCUGCAUCAGCAACUUUGUGGAUUUGAAGUUGGAAGCUGCCGAAAAGUUACCGCAGGGUUGCUUGGUUGUCAAGGCAGUGCUAGUCUUGGUGGAAUAAGAAAGGUUUGCUUUAGAGAGGUAGUAAUAGGAAGAAGGUUGAUUGAUAGAGAAAUGUCGCAAUAGAGUUGUAGCUUUCUUGAAAUUAGGUUGAACUCUCUUUACCGAGAAAUGACAUCGGAACCCUUAUCUUUCUUUGACAUGACUACCGUGAAUGAAUCGACUGUAAUUUCGUUUAUCUUUGUUUUCGUGCAUUGAAUAAAGAGUUAUGGUUGUUCUGAUCAAAUUUUGAG